Messenger RNA from Malania oleifera, 1703 nucleotides. RefSeq names its product protein PIN-LIKES 3-like. The transcript has 11 exons. Gene Ontology annotation, biological process: endoplasmic reticulum to cytosol auxin transport. Gene Ontology annotation, cellular component: membrane. The record is from RefSeq and is a predicted model, not a curated record. Lineage: Eukaryota; Viridiplantae; Streptophyta; Magnoliopsida; Santalales; Ximeniaceae. Bases 255 to 1508 code for a protein of 417 amino acids.
UUGCUUUCACAGUCGGCUCAUUCAUUCUCUCAUGUGUCCAGUUAAUUCACUCGUGGGACGUUUGCAUGCAGAGGAAGAAUGUUAGGUAGAGAAAGCAGGGAACUACAAAAAUCAUAAGGGAUUGGAGGAAAUUGAAGGGAUCAGAACUCCGACGUGUUCUUUCUUUCCCAUGUUCAUCAUACCAACGUUUUAAUUUCUUUCGCCGGCGGAUGUGACAAGCAGUCACUUUAAAACUUGUAAAGAGAAAUUCCAACAUGGAACUUUUGGAUCUCUUCGUAGCUGCUUCAAUUCCAGUCCUGAAAGUUCUUUUGAUUACUGCACUCGGGUUGUUUCUCGCGACAGAUUCAGUUGAUAUUUUGGGGGAGGAUGCUAGGAAACAUUUGAAUAAUGUUGUAUUUUUUGUGUUCAAUCCGGCGCUUGUGUCCACCAAACUCGCACAAACAAUAACAUAUGACAGUAUGAUGCAGUUGUGGUUCAUGCCAUUCAAUAUUCUGUUUACAUUUAUGAUUGGUUCGGUGCUUGGAUGGAUCGUUACUCGAUUGACAAGAGCUCCUCAACAUCUGCAAGGCCUCAUUGUGGGCUGUUGUGCUGCAGGAAAUUUGGGGAACAUGCCUCUCAUUAUUAUUCCAGCAGUCUGUAAGGAGAAAGGGAGCCCAUUUGGAGAUCCUGAUAUCUGUCAUACCUAUGGCAUGGCUUAUGUUUCACUUUCAAUGGCUAUAGGGGCCGUUUAUUUGUGGACUUAUGUUUAUAAUAUUGUGCGAAUAUCUUCGACGAGUUCUAAAGAAUACAAAGUAAAUGGAUCAUGUAUCAGUGUUGCUUCUGGUGAAGCCUCAUUAUCACAUCCAGGGAGCUCCACAGAACCUCUCCUUCAUCCCAGAGAAUCCGUAACAACUGAGGAUUAUGCAGAUAAAUUUGCACUGCCCUGCACUACUUCUGGUGGAGAUGCUAAGGUGGCAAUUUCCAAGAAAAUUUGGCAACAUUUGGGGACACUGAUAGGAAAGGUCAACCCAAAGACAUUGUUCGCCCCUUCAACAACUGGAGCAGUUGUUGGCUUUUUGAUUGGACUUGUUCCAUUGCUUCGAAAAUCAAUGAUCGGCGAUGAUGCUCCCCUUCGUGUGAUCCAGGACUCUGCUUCUUUAUUGGGGGAUGGAGCCAUCCCAGUUCUAACCCUGAUCGUGGGAGGAAACCUUCUUAAGGGUUUACGAGGAUCAGGAGUUCAGAAGUCUGUCAUUGUUGGCAUCAUAGUAGCUCGUUAUAUAGCACUUCCCUGUUUGGGCAUUCUCAUUGUUAAAGGGGCAGCUCGGUUUGGUUUGGUGCAUGCAAGUCCGUUGUAUCAAUUUGUUCUCCUACUUCAAUUUUCUCUUCCUCCUGCAAUGAACAUUGGUACCAUUACUCAAUUGUUUGGAGCUGGUGAGAGCGAAUGUUCUGUUAUUAUGUUAUGGACUUAUGCCUUGGCCUCGAUUUCGCUUACUUUUUGGUCAACUUUCUUUAUGUGGCUUGUGUCUUGAAUUUUAACUUUCCACAUGCCAUUCUACUGUCUUUCAUUAUUCACUGUAUUAAUUCAGAUAUUCUUUUCUCCACCCAUUCAAUCUUAAAAUGGAUGAUCUUGGGCAACUGCUUGUUGAAUAGAGUGAGACUAGAAGCGAAUAUACUGUAUCCAGAUUGAAAAUGAAAACAAGUAGUUGUAUGCUGCGCGUUGCGUA